AUGGAUGGAACGUGCGCGCGCAUGUGUGCAGGGAUCUGCACGUGCUUCAACGCGGACGCGUGCGUGGACGAGUGGAGCUUCAGCCCAGCGUGGAUGGAGCCGGCGGAGGGGAUGGGCACGGACCGCGUCGAGCCGGCUUCCAAUUGGACCGUCGGCUCGCUCUGCACCGCCAAAGAAAAGGGCGACCCGCAUUUCACGGGCGCCGACGGCUCACAUUUCGACUUCAGCGGCCGGCCCAAUCGCAACUACGCGUUGAUAUCAGACGCCCACGUCCAGGUCAACGCGUUCUUCGGCGGGCGCUACGGCGUCUGGGCCAAACACGCGAAGGCGCUGACGUGGAUUAGAUCGCUCGCCGUCAUGACCGGCCACCACCUCCUCAUCUUAGACGCACGCCGCGGCGCCUCCGCGGAAUACGGCGACGGCUACUUAGCUCGUAUGGUAGUUGACGGCAAAGUUAGGGAGUUAGAUACCCCUGGAACUAGCGUCCAGCUUUGGCCGGGAGCCGAGCUAGCGUGGGUUGUGGGGGGGAAGCGAGACGGGAACGACCUGAUUGACGUUUACGAACUGAGAGUGGCGAAUGUGGUAACCCUUCGCGUCACGUUGCGACCGGAAAUCGCGGCGAUGCGCACGGCGACGGAUGGGACGGUGCACAUGUCGAUCGGCGUGGAUUGGGCGAGCCUUUCGCCCUCCGUGCACGGCGUGUUGGGGCAGACGUUCCGACCUGACUUCAUCGGACGGCUGAGAAACACAGGGCAGAAGUGCCCUCCACAACAUUCCUCAUUCUGCCUCCUUUCUCCUCCAUUCCUGUCUCCUACCUUCCCUUCUCCUCCCUUCUCCUCCCUGCUCCUCCCCUCCCCUCCCUCCUUCCUUCCCCACACCCUUCCCCUUUUUCACCCCCUGCUUCCGGCUCCGCCCUGUGUCAGAGCCGAGCAGCAGCUAGUGCACAGCGAUCUAUUACACGAGGACGUGGUGCCAGGGGACAACGCGGAGGGCUUUAUCGACGGCACGGUUAAGGACUAUCAGGUGUCAGUGCUCAGCAAGGCGGACUGCCGCUUCUGCCGCUUCGCCCGCGCACAACUGGUGGAUGAGGAGAUGGCUCGGGCGCUCGAGCUGACGGGAGGGUUCUUGCACGCAGGUGUCGGGGUCGUGGGCGGCGGUGGGUAUGGCAUGAAAUUGCGAGGCGGGCCGUUCUCUUCUGGAGAGGCUCUGCUGAUGGAUGCUGAGUGA
Molecule: messenger RNA, 1227 nt
Organism: Closterium sp. Naga37s-1
Lineage: Eukaryota; Viridiplantae; Streptophyta; Zygnematophyceae; Desmidiales; Closteriaceae
Source: the annotation of a GenBank genome assembly